Messenger RNA from Pogona vitticeps (central bearded dragon), 744 nucleotides. NCBI's taxonomy places the organism in Eukaryota, Metazoa, Chordata, Lepidosauria, Squamata, Agamidae. The record is from RefSeq and is a predicted model, not a curated record.
ACUAUGCCUGUGUGGCUCUCUGAAAUAAAUAGAAGCCUCCUGGCCACUGGAAAUCCAGCUGAGCAAGAAUCAAGAUUCACUUCAGUUUUGGUGAGUGGAAGUGACACCUGGAGCUAGAAUGAGAGCCAAGCAUCUCGUGUUCUUUUGGGUGCUGUGCCUUGCCUGUCAUAUUACGGUUGCAGACAUUUUUGAGCCGGUGCAUCUAGGCUGCAAGUGCCUAAGAGUGACGUCCCAAUUCAUCCGUCUUGCAAAAUAUGAAAGAGUAGAAAUUUUUCCCGCUGGACUUGCCUGCAAAAAGAUGGAAAUCAUAAUCACGCUAAAGGAUGGAGCCAAAGUAUGUGUUUCUCCGACGGCUAGAUGGGUGCAGAAUUUGCUGCGGAUGCUGCACGAAAGACAAUGAAAACAUGGACCCAGGAAAAUUAAUGAGAAACUGAAAGCAUGGAAGAAAUCAUCCUAAUCUGCCACUUUCAGUUUGCCUUCUAAUCUUAUAGUUCCCUCUACACGAAACAGCAGUUUACAGCCAUCGUAACCCUUUGGAGGUUCAGAACGAUGGGCGUCAGCAAGUGACUUUAUGCUUUUAGGAUAACACAUGGCAUCGGCAUUGUAAAAUUCUCUUUUAAAAAGCUUGGCAUGUCUGGCAAACCAGCUAUUAAUGAUAUUAAUUAUAAACAGCCAAUGAUUUCUCAGGUACCUAUAGAUGUUAUAGCAAAGCUGUCAAAUACACCUUGAAUCAUUUGAGUUGUA